AACAGGGAAGCGUACCACUACUGCCCAGUUAAUCUCCAGUCCCCUCAACCGGAACAUAUCGUCCACUCUUCACGGAAUCGGCCUACAGUUGUGCGAGUUGAGAGAGCAGUCUUUCAAGCAGAACCAACACGCGGUCGAUCCAGAUGUCGCGUCCACCCGUGUCUUCUACUCGGGAGAAUAAACGGAUAAGGAUUCAUGGAGAUCAGAAAAUGGAGGAGAACGCCGUUAAGGUCUUCCGCGCCACAUUCGAGUCGGGCCGCGUUUUUACAGUGUCGGGUAUGAAAAAACUCAUCAAUAUGGGAUUCAACCUAAACAGUGCAAUCCACCAGGAAACAGGAUGGAGCAUCUUACACUACGCGGUGAAAUCAACCGAUUUCCAAUUUGUUAAAUUUCUACUGAGUGUUAACGCGGAUCCAAACAAUACAGACAAAAAAGGACGGACGCCUUUGCAUUAUUCCGUCUCCAAAAACUUAUCCGCCUAUGUGAAACUUCUGAUUAAGCACGGUGCCGACCCGAACCGCGAGUGCAACGAACAUCUUACACCAACAGCACUCGCCGUCGCCGAAGACAAUUCAGAGAUGCUGACACUCCUAAUAUCCCUCGGAGCCGACCCCGACCGUAUCGUAGAGUUGGAUGGCCAGCAGGUGACACCUCUGCAACUCGCAGUGAAUGUGUACAAUUUUAAAAUCGUACGGCUGUUGUUGGAGAAUGGUGCGGAUCCAGACAAAAGUGUCCCCGCGACGGGAGAAACAGCGUUACACGUCGCCGUACGCGUCCGUCCACUCGAGAGAAGACAGCUGAUAGCUCUGCAAUCCAUGUUGUACACAUUGAUUGCGCGCGGCGCCUCACUCGAGACGACACGAAACGAUAGUCUUACCCCAUUACAGGUGGCCAUAUUGUAUAGGAGAUAUGAUGCGGCAGGGAUUUUAAUCAACGGCGGAUCAAGACUGAACGGUACAAUCGAAGGAGGUGAAUUUCGGGGGCGUGCGGCAUUUCAUUUAGCUGCAACUUCGCUGGACGUCGAUUUGAUCGAUCUCUGUUUGAAGUAUGGAGCCGACGUGAAAGUGUGUGACAGCUACGGGAUAGACCCUCCGGCCAGUGUUUUGACGGCCGCGAUAUACGAAUUUGAAGAAAAAGGAGUGGGCAAUUCCGAAGUCGUGGUGGAAAUUUUAAAAAUGUUCACGAGGUGCAACUAUCCAGUCGAUGUCAUACAGGAAUUUUGGGAGCAUGUUAAAAUAUCUACAUUAAAAAAAAAAUCUACAGUUGUCUUUAAAAUGUUGGAUUCUGUACUAAAGACGCAAAAUGACUUUUUAAUGAAAUUGAUGCACCUGGAUGUAAGGGGUAUUGAGAAGAUCGUCGCGGCGGGUGCCGAAGUAAGGUGUUGCAGCCAAGGAACCCCGUUCCCUCUCCAUUAUAUCGCCUCGAAAGGGGACGCGAGGAUAAUGAGAAUACUUCUGAGCGGAGGCGUACAGACAAACCGCUUGGAUAAAAGCGGAGAGACCGCCCUGCACAAAGCGGCGAGUAUGGGUCACGUCGACUGCUGCCGUCUGUUGCUGGAGUAUGGGGCGGUAUACAACUACAAAAGUCGUCACACGUGUCGUAGGACGCCCGCACAGUUGGCGAGGUCCGUUGGGCACACGGGAGUGACAUCGUUGUUGUCCACCAUCGACGGAUAUUUCAAGCGACUGCGGAUUGGUAAAUUCAAACAGCCAAACCCCGACGACGAACUGUUUACUGCCGUUAUGAACUGUCGUUCCAGUGGAGGGACCACCCUGCUGGGAAGCGCCGUCCACCUCGCGUUGAAAAGAGAAGCCGAAAUCUUGAUGGGUCUAAGGUUAAGAAUGAGUGAUGGUGUUUCAUAA
This is a messenger RNA of Homalodisca vitripennis (glassy-winged sharpshooter), 1862 nucleotides long. Its product is annotated as poly [ADP-ribose] polymerase tankyrase-1-like. The record is from RefSeq and is a predicted model, not a curated record. Lineage: Eukaryota; Metazoa; Arthropoda; Insecta; Hemiptera; Cicadellidae. The transcript has a single exon. The coding region runs from base 144 to 1862 and encodes 572 amino acids. Gene Ontology annotation, molecular function: protein binding.